GUGUGUGUGUGUGUGUGUGUGGUGGCAGGGUGGGGGUGGUCUCCCUGGUUGCUAAGGGCAACAGGGUGAGAUAGAUGGAGCCGCAGCUGCGCGUCUGUUAAUACCAGCGAUCGACCCUCAACGUCCCCGCGCGCAAUUCUCCACACACACACACACACACACACACACACACACACACAGAGAGAGAGAUCUCUCUUCAGUCAAGGCAUGAGGAUGCGAGCGGGGAUUUAGUUUGUGUCUUUUCCAGUCUGCAGCAGAUUAUUACCUUUCCUCUAGCACACGGGACGGAUUUACACACGAGGAACAAGCUUUGAAGUCCAUCUACUCCAUACGGAAUAUGAUGCAGAAUUGCCCAUUUCUUAUGGAAAUAAGUUGGAUAGGAACACUCACAGAGCUGUUGGCUGAUCAUCAAUGAACUCAGUUCCAUAAAGAACUCAAGGAAAUAAGUAUAUUUCAACGAGGAAGACCUGAUAGUUGGAGUUUUUAUUUUCGAUAUGGCGGCAACCGAGGCUAAUGCAGAGCCUGUCCAAGCAGACAUUGUCGAGAACAAGGCCGAGGUAGACACCACAAAUCCAGCCCCAGCUUCAACAGAGGAAGCCCCAGCUUCAACUGAGGAAACACAGCCUACUACUGAGGCACCGCCAAGCACAGAGCAACCAGCUGAUAGCAAAUCCAAGCCAGCCUCUGAGAAAAUAUGGGACUCUUUUUUAAAUAAAAGUGGGCUUGGAAAAGUAAUGGGAGGGAAGAAAAAGAAGGAGCAGCAGACAGGCGCUGAGGAUUCUACUGGCGAGGAGCAGGAUAAGGUCUCUAGCCAGAACGAUCAAGGGGAUACUGCAGGCCCUAAAGAGCAGGAAUCUAGUCAGCCAGCAGAAACUGGCAUGGCUGCAGCUGAUGGGCAGACUAUUGAAAAAGCACCAGAAAAUGAGGAGGCUUCCCAAGAGCAAAAGGCAUCUGGUGCAAAGCCAAAGCAAGGAGAGAAGUCUAGUGUUAGGGACUUCAUCCGCAAGCCUGUUGCUAAAAUUUUCUCGCACAAAAGCACAGACAAAAAGGAGGAAGCAGGGGCACUCCAAAAACAUGGCAUGGUUCGGUCAAAAUCACUAGACAGGCUGGAGGAUGCGGAUGCCAGUACAAAUGUGGCAGACCAAGCAGAGGAGCCUCCGACUGCAGAUGAGCCAGACAAGUCUAACCCCCAAACAACAAAAAACAUGAAGCGCUGGCACUCUUUUAAGAAACUCAUGGCUCAGAAAAGUCACAAGAAAAGCACAGACGAGUCCAAGGAUGCUGAGGGAGCAGAAGGAACCAGUGCAGAUGGAGCAGGAGACAGUGGGACACUGGAUUCCACUACAAAGUCAGAGCACUCUGGGCAAAAAAGGUGGAAAUUAAAGAGAUCCUGGACAUUCCAAGGUCUGAAGAGAGAUUCAUCAGUUGUUGGAAUCCACAAACCAAAGGACAAAGACUCUUCAGAUGUUAAAGACGAAAAUGCCCCAGAGGCUGAACAGGGGACGGAAGAUGUAAAGGUAGCCAGUGACGUAGAAACACAGGAGAAGACUAAUGCUGAGGGUGAGGAGGAGAAAGGAGUAACUGCUACUACACAGCAUGCAAAAUCGGUGGACCAGCAUGCAAAUGAGAUCUGGACCUCUUUCAAAAAACGAGUUAUUCCCAAAUCAAAGAGGGCAGCUGACUCUGGUGGAGUAGAGGAGGAAGCAGCGGGUGAGCAAGAGCAGACUGAUGAACCACAGGUGGGUAAAGACUCAGGCAAGACAGCCAAGGCAAAAAGGACACACUUCAACCGUGCUGUGUCACUAAAGAACUUCAUACUGCGAAAGGGGAAGAGCACCAGCAUGGACAUGGGGGAGGGUACAGCAGCCCAGAAAGAUGGAGAUGGUACUGGUGAGAGUGAGGCUAAAGAUGUGGAUGGCCUUGAUGAUGCAGCUGGGGCAACUGAUGUCCCACAGACUGGAUCAGAGGAGCAGACUGCGGCUCCGAAUGAGAGCAAUAAUGAAGCUCAGGUGGCAGGUGAACACAAGAGUUAUGAUGGAGAGGAGAGGUCCCACACUAGUCCCACACCAUCUGGUCAGCCAUCAGACAAGUGUCACGUAGCGGAUCCAGCACCAGAGGGUGAAGGCCAGACAGAGCCAAAAGCCAAUGGUGAGAAUGGAUGCUCAGAUGCUACAUCAGAGGACACCGCAGCACACAAUCAUGAAGCAACAACCCAGAAUGACGUGAAGGAUGAGGAGACCAACCAGGAGACCAUAGACUCUAGUGGCAAAACUUGUCAGAAGGACGUGAAGAUCCUCAGUCAAGACGGGAAGUGCGAUACUGUCAAUGCAGUUGCCCAAAGCGAAAAAAAGGCGGGAAACGUGUGACGCCACACAAAGAGGAUUAGAUCUGCAUGGGAUUCGUUCAGCGAGGAGCUUUGCCCCCCCUCCCCCCAAAUAUGGAGUAAUCACAUGUUUACGCCACGAUUCACCAUGGUGAGAGAUGCAAUCCACGUAGUUAAAAAAAAAUCUUGAAAAGCAAUAAUUCAGAAUCAUCAAUCAGUGCAGUUCUUGCUACCAUUCCAUCAUUGUAAAUGUUUUUGCCUGUCUACUAGUGAGAUUUUAUAUUGUCAUAAAUGACAUUCCUUUGAAAUGUUAAUCUCAGUGAUCACAAAGUACCGUGAUCAUAAAGUUAGUUUUAUAUUAAUUGCCAUUCUGUUCUGUUAGUUUUCCUUUGACUAGAUAUAUGUGAUACAGACACAUUUUAAAUAAUAACAGCCCGCCAGACUGCCCCUGAAUUGUGAAUUCAAUACGGAAUGUGCUCUAAUCUCUGUGUUUUUGUUUUUAGACUGUUAUCUUGUGUACAUGAAUAAACCACCAUUAAA
Sinocyclocheilus grahami is the source of this 2863-nucleotide messenger RNA. RefSeq names its product protein IWS1 homolog. The record is from RefSeq and is a predicted model, not a curated record. The coding region runs from base 495 to 2366 and encodes 623 amino acids. The transcript has 3 exons. NCBI's taxonomy places the organism in Eukaryota, Metazoa, Chordata, Actinopteri, Cypriniformes, Cyprinidae.